GUUUUGAGGAGGUUGGAUGUUCGAGAAAUGUGGCUUAUUUUGGUGGGAUAUCUCAACGCUCAAGUGCUGGAAAACGAACGAAUUACCCUGUACCUCAGAAUAAACAGUCGCAUCGCUGAGUCUCUUUUCGGUUUUCUUUUGGAUGCGCUGACAUGAGAUUGACUGCGAAUGGCAGCGCGGCACGCGCCCGACCCCACAAGAAUACGAACCGACAGGAUCAGCAGAGCAGGGGUCUGGUGGAGUUCAGCUUGGGCUCCCUACCAUGUUGGGACUGGCGCGGGUCCGGCGGGCAAUGCCGCGACGUUGCCGUGAGCGAUCAAAUUGGUAAUCUGCCGCGCAGAUUCCUCGCUGACCCUCGCAGCUGUCUGGUCCACGAUGGCUUGCAGGAUUCCAAAGGCGGAGAGUCCGCCAGUUGUUUCGUGGAGAUGCAGUGUGUACCACAGUACGCCAAUCGCUGCCAUGGGCAGCUGCAUGUUUCAGCUCUUCUGGGACAAACUCAUCCCCCAGAUUUUGCUGACCCCGGCCCUAGCGCCAUCAAAGUUGUGAGACAUUUGGGCGGUCUGACAGGCAAACCACAGAACUGCACCAAUCGCCACAAUUCUUGUGGGACGGGGCUGGUUUCAGAGAGAUGCCAAGAGUCAAGCGCGGCGUUCACAGCACCCUACCCCUGGGAAUCUCCCUUUUGAACGCGUCCCUUUUUUCUUGGCAGGGGAUGGCGCUGUCGCUGGGUGAAAGCCUCACACAGCUGACAACAAUUCUUCUUUUUUCUUUCUUCCCUUUUCAGGUUGACCAUCUGGCGAUCUUUCAGCCUAGGUAAAUUUCUUUGAUUGUCCUGGUUUCCCUCUCGACUUUUUUCCUUCUCUUUUCGCCCUCCUGUCACUCCUUUCGACCUUCUUCCACCUGGCACAACCAACAGCCCUCGCAGCAAAUACGGACCAUCAGUG
This is a messenger RNA of Parathielavia appendiculata, 944 nucleotides long. RefSeq lists its product as uncharacterized. Lineage: Eukaryota; Fungi; Ascomycota; Sordariomycetes; Sordariales; Chaetomiaceae. Bases 153 to 686 code for a protein of 177 amino acids. The transcript has a single exon. The record is from RefSeq and is a predicted model, not a curated record.